Messenger RNA from Morone saxatilis (striped sea-bass), 2320 nucleotides. It is a transcript of the gene slco2b1, whose product is annotated as solute carrier organic anion transporter family, member 2B1. Gene Ontology annotation, cellular component: membrane. The record is from RefSeq and is a predicted model, not a curated record. Lineage: Eukaryota; Metazoa; Chordata; Actinopteri; Moronidae. Gene Ontology annotation, molecular function: bile acid transmembrane transporter activity; protein binding. Gene Ontology annotation, biological process: sodium-independent organic anion transport; bile acid and bile salt transport; transmembrane transport.
UCCCGCGGCUGUGGGCCAGUAAAGCUGGAGGAGUGUCAGCUGCUGGAGGAGCUGGACGGUUUCAUAAACAGCGCAGAGGAACUGAGUCGAACUGCUGCUUUCACAGUUUGUCACAAUCAGGAGCUGCGACGACAGUAACAGAACAGAUCAGAACACACGUGGGAGCACUUUGACAUUGGGGAGACCAGAAGAAAGGAGUGCUCAAGAGGUGAAAACUGAAUCAUGGUGGCCAACAACCUCAACACGAACUCUGACCCCGCAGGGUCACGACCUCCUGCCCUGCGCUGGAGUCCAUUCAACAACAUCAAGUUCUUUGUGUUUUGCCACAGUUUGCUGCAGCUGGCACAGCUGUUGGUGUCGGGCUACAUGAAGAGCUCCAUCUCCACCAUCGAGAGACGCUAUGGCCUCUCCAGCCAGAAGUCAGGAGUCCUGGCUGCUUUCAACGAGGUGGGAAACACGGUCCUCAUCGUCUUUGUGAGUUUCUUAGGGAGUCGAGUCCACCGGCCGCGCUUCAUUGGAGGAGGAGCUUUGCUGGCCUGCCUGGCCUCGCUGCUGAUAGCGAUGCCGCACUUCCUGAGCGGACCAUAUGACUACACCGACCGCAUCAGCUCCUCCGGGGAUAACAGCUCUGGCCUCUGCCAAUCAGAGAGCACCCUCACCACCUCAUCGUCCAAUCAGAGCUGCAGCCAGAAGGAGAGCCCCGCCCAGCAGGUGGUGUACCCUCUGCUGCUGCUGGGUCAGCUGCUGCUGGGUAUCGGAGCCGUCCCCAUCCAGCCCUUUGGCAUCUCCUACAUCGACGACUACGCCAGCAAGAAGAACUCGCCGCUCUACCUCGGAAUGCUCCUCGCUGUGACCUCCAUCGGCCCGGCUGUCGGCUUCAUCACCGGCUCCAUCAUGCUGCGCUUUUAUGUCGACUUUGACAAGUUAUCCAAAGGACAGCGCAGACGAUGUCAAGUCCAGACUGGACUGUAAGCAGCAGCAGACAAACCCGCUGCAGGAACUCUCCCUUCUUCAGUUCCUCAAAAGUUUCCCUCGUAUCGCUCUGCGAACACUGCAGAGCCCCAUCUACCUGCUGGUGGUUCUGGCCCAGGUCAACCUGGCAGCGCUGCUGGCCGGCCUCGCCACCUUCAUGGCCAAGUUCAUUGAGAGACAAUUCAGCCAGACUGUCUCCUUUUCCACCAUGAUGAUAGGAGGAAUCUGUAUCCCGAUGGCAGUGCUGGGCACCAUCCUGGGUGGAGUUCUGAUGCGGAGACUGAAUAUUUCGGUCAGCGGUGCCAGCAAGUUGUGCACCGUUGCCAUCCUACUCUGCUUGUUCUCGUCCACGCCGCUGUUGCUCAUUGGCUGCCCCACCCAGAAGGUUGCCGGGGUUUUUCCUCACAGCUCUAGUGUGUCGUGCAGCUCCGUCUGUCAGUGUCCUCAGGAGGCGUUUAACCCGGUCUGCGGUUCGGACGGCGUGGAGUUCAGGUCUCCAUGCCACGCCGGCUGUAGCGCCGCAGAGAUAGACAACGACGCCAAAGUCACAAACUACACUGAGUGUCGGUGUGUUGGUGGUCUCGGCUUUGCGUCUCCGGGAACCUGUGGCAGCGGAUGCUCCCACCUCCUGCUCCCCUUCAUGGCCCUGCUGGGCAUCACCGCAUUCAUCGCCGCCUUCUCACAGACCCCCUCCUACAUCAUGAUACUCAGGACGGUGCCCACGGAGGACAAGUCUUUUGCUGUGGGAGUGCAGUACAUGCUGUUCAGAGUGCUCGCGUUCAUGCCCGGCCCGGUGUUGUAUGGCAGUGUCAUCGACUCCACUUGCAUCCUGUGGGGUAAAAAGUGCGGUAAGCAGACUUCCUGUCUGUACUACAACCUGGAUCGCUUCAGACAGAGGUUUCUGGGCAUGCAGGUGGUCUUCGUGUGCGGGGGGCUGCUCUGUUUCCUGCUGACCAUCGUGGUCCUGCGCAGGAGGGCCAGGAGUCAGGAACCACAGCCGGAAAGCAAAGGAGGGUACGAGCUGGUGAACAGGGAGAAAACACUGGAGAUCGCUUUGUCCAAAGAGAAAGAAGCGAACGGCAUCAAGACCUGAGGCGAAGAAGGAAAGAAUCAGAGAGGCUGAACGGGAAGCUGCGAUGCUACCAAAGCAGUGUGUCGAGUGCCUGUAUAACAAGGCUAAGAUUACAUUUCUUACAUCCAAUACAAAUAUUACAGUCUUUGCUAACAUUUUCAGUGGUGGAAGAAGUAUUCUAAAGUUCCAUAUGUAAGAUUUUAUGUGUCAGUGUGUGUGAGCAGACAGUGAACGCAGGGGUUGUAGUGUAGCUUUGUUCUCUGUGCCUGUGGCUGA